This is a messenger RNA of Spodoptera frugiperda (fall armyworm), 894 nucleotides long. RefSeq names its product hepatitis A virus cellular receptor 1-like. Lineage: Eukaryota; Metazoa; Arthropoda; Insecta; Lepidoptera; Noctuidae. The transcript is spliced from 2 exons. The record is from RefSeq and is a predicted model, not a curated record. The coding region runs from base 1 to 894 and encodes 297 amino acids.
AUGAAACCACAUGAACCAACAAAAACUAUAAAAACCACACGAAAGUCUACAACUCCAAAAUCUACCACGAUUAAACAAACAACCAAAGAGUCGACGUACUAUGAAGAGACAACGUACUACGAUACUAUAUCAACCGUUCCUACUUACACUAGGACUGUACCAACUAGGUCACCGCGGCCUACUACUGCUUCUACUACUACCACUACAAUUACUACUACCACUACUUAUGCAACUGCUACUACUAGAUCUACUACUUCUGCAACUGCUCCUAGUACAACUACUACUUCUGCAACUGCUCCUAGUACAACUACUACUUCUGCAACUGUUCCUAGUACAACUACUACUUCUGCAACUGUUCCUAGUACAACUACUACUUCUGCAACUGUUCCUAGUACAACUACUACUUCUGCAACUGCUGCUAGAACAACUACUACUUCUGCAACUACUGCUAGAACAACUACUGUUUUCUACUUUCCUACUACUACCGAGUCUUUCAUAUUUAUUCCAACUACCACUACAGAAAGUCCAAGAGAUGAUGAUGAUAGCGUUGAAGAAACUGUAACUGAGGUUAUUUUGGAGACGACAACAGUACCAACAGCUACAACCACUCGAUGCGAAGAUGACCCAGGAGAGAUGAAUGUAACUCUCCCUGACGACAAUCUUGAUACAAGAGUUACCGCCACCAGCAACGAAGAUGAAAACAAAAUUGAUAAUACACAUAUACCACACACAACUGAUAAACCUACGAGUUCAAUAGUGAUUCCGACGAAUGAUGAAGAUUGUCAGGAAAAUCCAAAAUUAAAGAAUAACUGUGCAAGACCAAAGACGUGGUUAACAACAGUUAAAGGUGAAACUAGAGAUUUCUUUAGAAUUCUGACUUCGACACCCAAAUAA